AUGCUCGAUCGAAAUGUCGUUAUCGUAACGUUACGUGUCACAAAUGCAACAAAGAAGGUCACACUGCUAAAUUCUGCAACACGUAAACGUACUACAGGUGAACAACCAAUACAAGUUGUUACUUACAUUGAUGGUUUAGACGUUAAAUUCGAAUUAGAUACAGAUUCUCCUAUAGCCGUUAUUAAUGAAAAUAUUUGGAACAAGAUGGGAAAACCAUAUCUACAAUCUGUGAAAUCAGUUCACAAUAUUUUUUCUGGCCAUUCGAUUCGUUUGAAAGGAGAGAAAAUGGUAAUGGUGAAUUACCGUGGUCUACGUGUUCGAUUACAAAUUCUAGUUGGUGAUAAAAAUCGUAAUAAUAUUCUUGGUCGUAAUUGGAUUAAUACCUUACACUUAAAUGAAACAUCAUCAGGUGAACUUAUUAAUGAUAGUAAAGUUCUUCAUGUUAAUUCGACAAUUUCCAAUUUAAACGAACUUGUGCAUAGUUAUAAUGAUAUUUUCAGAGAAGGAUUAGGUUGUUGCAAGAUGAAAAUACAUCUUCAUAAUAAAUACUCGUCAACAUCUCAUGUUUCUUCAUCUGAUCAACUAUCACAAACAUGUGGACGUUCAUCGAUACUUAAGGAACCAGUACGUGAACUAAUUGAAGAAAACUUAAAGUGA
Molecule: messenger RNA, 657 nt
Organism: Rotaria socialis
Lineage: Eukaryota; Metazoa; Rotifera; Eurotatoria; Philodinida; Philodinidae
Source: the annotation of a GenBank genome assembly